AUGCAAGUUAUUUCGAGUUACGUUCUCCUAACCUUCACGAUUCUAAACAUAACCUGGGCAUUGAAAGUAAAAUUCACCAAAUUGGAAUGUUUCGAAUUGGAUAAACCCUUCGCCACAAUACCCAAGUGUUAUUUGAAGGCCCUGUCGCGCUAUCAAUCGGCAUUGAAUAUUCAUGUGGCCCUGCAUCAGGUUCCCGUGAAUAAUGUUUCGUUCAAUGCCGCCCUCUACCAGAAAGGCAACAAUGGCUAUCGGCCGUUUAUGUAUAAUAACACCGUAGAUUUUUGUAGUUUCUACAAAAAUCCAAAUCGUUUUAUAUUUUGGAAAAUCAUAUUUUUCAACAUGAUUGCACCGGCAUCAAAUAUCAAUCACACAUGUCCAUUUGAUCAUGACAUUAUUGUGAAAAAUUUAAUAUUGGAUUCGUCAAUGUUUCGAAUGAUACCCUUCCCGGCAAAUGAAUACUCGGUAAGGGUUAAGGUUGCUGCCUACAAUCAUUAUAAGGCUGAUAUUCGAGCUUAUUCAGUACCUUAUGCCAAAUUCCGUGGAAAUCGAAGUAUAUAUAGGGACUUUGUUACA
Messenger RNA from Musca vetustissima, 573 nucleotides. RefSeq lists its product as uncharacterized. The transcript has 4 exons. The annotation marks the transcript as partial. The record is from RefSeq and is a predicted model, not a curated record. NCBI's taxonomy places the organism in Eukaryota, Metazoa, Arthropoda, Insecta, Diptera, Muscidae.